Molecule: messenger RNA, 1302 nt
Organism: Angiostrongylus costaricensis
Lineage: Eukaryota; Metazoa; Nematoda; Chromadorea; Rhabditida; Metastrongylidae
Source: the annotation of a GenBank genome assembly
UCAAUCUCACAGAACCUGCUGGAAGAUAUGACUGGAAAUGAUAUGGAGAUGUAUCCAUUACACAAGGCGGCAUUCUUCAACGACGCGCAGUCCAUAGCUCAACUUAUAAAAUCAGGACGGAGUUUGUAUGAACAAGAUAUGCAUGGAAACACGGCGCUUCACAUAUCAACAAUGCUUGGUCAUAGAGAGGCCACUGCUCUGCUGUUGGCACACAAUGCUCCGGUGAAGGUGAAAAACUGUGACGGUUGGAAUCCUCUGAUGGAAGCAGUCAGUUAUGGUGAUAGGCAAAUAAUUACUGAAAUGCUACGUAAGCUGAAGGCCCAGUCUCGUAUGGGGAUUUCAUCACGCAAGUCGCAUCUGUUGAAGGUGUUAGAAGAUAUUGGCGACUUCUAUCUCGAACUAAAAUGGGAUUUUCAGAGUUGGAUUCCUCUUCUUUCGCGUAUGUUACCAUCGGAUGUUUGUCAAAUUUACAAAAAAGGAACUCUGUUGCGUAUGGACACCACACUUGCCGACUUCAAUGAACGUCGAUGGGAACGUGGGGAUAUCUCAUUCCUUUUCAAUGCUACAGUGUUCCAACGAGUGCGCCAUGAAGAGUCUGAAGCAGAAGUCGAUGAAGAGGUUGACGUUCUCAUGUCUUCCGACAUUGUUUCUGCGCAGAUGUCGACAAAAACCAUAACGUUUCGUCAGGCGUUUUCUGGUUGGGUCUUUAAACAUGCUAGAGAGGAACAAAUUGGUGAUUACAACGUGAAUUUCUAUCUGGUAGAUGGAAUGAAGUUGGUUUCGAGAAAAAGGCGUGAGCAUCUCUCUGUCGACGAUAUAAAGAAGAAUAAGUCAUUCAUGCAGUCAUUGGCAAGCGGUGCUGCAGUUGGUGAUGAGGAUUUCAAGAGUCUUCAGCACAGAAAAUCAUUACCUCCACCAGGUCGAAUGCCAACCACAUGGGAAGAAUACAUGGGUGCCGCACCUGGAGCGGCUCCUCCCCUUGGAAGGGCUCAAAUUCUAAAGCAGAACGAGAAGCAAUUAACAGCAUUGAUUGGAAUGAGUGAGGACUUUCCAAUGGACAUUGAUGUGUUGCUUAAUAUAUUGGAAAUCGUCGCUCCUUUUAAACAUCUUAAUAAAUUGAGGCGAUUUUGUGAGGCUAGACUUCCGCCUGGAUUUCCUGUUCGCAUAGAGAUUCCUUUGCUGCCGACAAUAUCAGCAAAAAUCACGUUCCAGAAAUUGCAAUUCGGACUGAAUAUCUCGGAUAAGGUCUUCUUUGUACCAGCAUCUUAUCGUGAAGAUCCUACAAGGUUUCCAGAUCUGUGA